This is a messenger RNA of Vanessa atalanta (red admiral), 2071 nucleotides long. It is a transcript of the gene SCCRO3, whose product is annotated as DCN1-like protein 3. Gene Ontology annotation, cellular component: ubiquitin ligase complex. The record is from RefSeq and is a predicted model, not a curated record. Gene Ontology annotation, molecular function: ubiquitin conjugating enzyme binding; ubiquitin-like protein binding; cullin family protein binding. The transcript has 3 exons. Gene Ontology annotation, biological process: positive regulation of ubiquitin-protein transferase activity; protein neddylation. NCBI's taxonomy places the organism in Eukaryota, Metazoa, Arthropoda, Insecta, Lepidoptera, Nymphalidae. Bases 318 to 1301 code for a protein of 327 amino acids.
UUAGAGAAUCACCUCAAGCUAAAUGGUUUUUGUUUUAUUUUUCAUAUAAAAGUAUUAUUUAUUAAGCGUACGAUUUAUUUACAGGUACUUACUAUGUCUAUUAAGGAUUUUCUGAUGCGGAAAUUUGUGAUUUACACCUGACCCCUUGUUUCUUCACGGAAGGAGAGGAUGGUUCUAAUGAAAAAGUUACAAUUUAAUAGAACGCUGAUUUUUGGUCAUUAUGUUGCAUAGAACAACAUUUGAAAUAUUGAGUAAGGCUGCUGGUGUAUUAGACCAACAAUUUAUGUUUUGGAAACCUUUGUAUUAUAUCUUAUCAAAUGGGCCAUUGUCUUAGUUGCUUCAAUAAUCAAGCAAAUGCUGAUGUGGAAACAUCACAAAGACAGAAAGAUGAGAUGACAGAAAUUGUCACUAGUAAUCAAGUUCCUACUGUCAUGAUAUCAGAUUAUCCUCAAGAGGAACCGUUACUGCAUAACAAUGAUAAUAGUAUAAACUGUUACAGAAAUAGCAGCCAUAUAACGAAUACAAAUGCAUUAAAUUCUUUAAAUGAAUAUUGCUCUAGUGAUACAGUUCAUAAAAUGCAUGUAAAUAAUGAUAAAACCCCUAAACCAUUUUAUCAGAAAUUGCCUUCUAUACCUCGGAGCAUGUCUUCAAUUGGUUCAAGUGAAUCUCGGAUUUCUGAAUCAAAAAUUAAUCAAUUAUUUGACCAAUACAAAGAUUCUUUAGAAGAUGCUAUUCUUGCAGAGGGUAUUGAAAAUUUAUGUAAUGAUCUGCAAUUAAAUCCAGAUGAUUUUAAAGUGUUAAUACUUGCUUGGAAAUUAAAUGCUAGUCAAAUGUGUAGAUUUACAAAAACUGAAUUUGUUCAAGGAUUAAAAAGUAUGAAAUCAGAUUCAAUAAAGAGCAUACAACAAAAGUUAAAUGACAUAAUCAAUGAAUUAAAAAGAGAUUCCGAACAGUUCAAAGAUUUGUACCGAUUUACUUUUAAGUUUGGCUUAGAUGUUACAUCUGGCCAAAGAAUACUACCAGCAGAUAUAGCUGUGCUGUUAUGGCGCCUAGUCUUCACAAAUGAUGAACCUCCUAUAUUAGAUAGAUGGCUUAGUUAUCUUGAGAAAAAUCCUCACAUCAGAGGAAUACCCAAGGAUACUUGGUACAUGUUUCUCAACUUUUGUGAGUAUGUUGGUGAUGAUCUAAGCAGUUAUGAUGACACGGAAGCAUGGCCAAGUUUGUUUGAUGACUUUGUGGAAUUUGAAAACGAUCAAAUGAAUCAAAAUGUAACUAAGAAUAACACCAAAAUUCAGGAUUAACCUCCUAUGUUUGCCAAAUUAAAGCUACUAUAGGUACUUAAACAUUGAGACUGAUAAUCUGAUAAUGAUUUCAUAGUGAUGGUCAUGUCCUAACUAGGAAUUAAACAUUAAAUGAUUGAUGGAAAUGUUACAUAUUUUACUGAUGAGUGAAAUGUAAAUAUUAGUAGUAAAUAUUAUAAUAAGUAUUGUAAAACUAAUAAGCCCAUUUAAAUUUUAAUCUUAUAAAUAAUUGACAUUCCAGUAAUGGAAUUAGCCAAAAUUUGUAAAUAUUUCAUUCUGUAGCCUCAAUUGCUUAGAUUUUUAAAAGCAGAAUAAUUAAAUAUUAGGAAUAAGGUCGUUAUUCCUCUUUAAUGCUUAACAGCCUAAUUGAAUACCACUUAACAUGCCUCAUACAUAGCAUAAUAAUAAAGAAAUGUUUAUUUUUUCUAAUCAUUCAAGGUAAAUUAUUUGUGUAAAUAGAAUAUUAACAAAUUUUCCAAUAUAUUUUUCUGCAAAAUUCCAUUUUUAUUAUUGUGUAAUAACAUUUUAUCAUUUAUUACAUAUUAGCUAUCAAUUAAUUAAUGGCAUUGCUGAUAAAAAAUCAUGAAAUACAAAAGUCUGAAUAUUGCUGUUAAUUUUGUUAUAUUUUCGUAAUGGAUGUGAAUGCAAGACUGUGCUAUUGUAAAUAUUGGUGACCAAUGGUGAGUUCAACGAAAGGAAGAAAGCAGUUGACUCAUAUACAAUCUAUGUAUUAACUAUGCUAAUGCAAUAAAUACAAAACAUUUUUCUUA